Messenger RNA from Chroicocephalus ridibundus (black-headed gull), 5568 nucleotides. RefSeq names its product fibronectin type III and SPRY domain containing 1 like (gene FSD1L). Gene Ontology annotation, molecular function: protein binding. The coding region runs from base 97 to 1626 and encodes 509 amino acids. Lineage: Eukaryota; Metazoa; Chordata; Aves; Charadriiformes; Laridae. The record is from RefSeq and is a predicted model, not a curated record. The transcript is spliced from 14 exons.
GCGGGGCGUGGUCUGCCCGGGGGGCGGCGGCGUCCGUGGCCGUGUUUACGCGGGGCCGGGCGCUGCCGGCGGUGCUGGCGCCGCUCCCUCCUCAUCAUGGAUCCGCACAGAGAGGCUCUGCAAAGGAUUGUCUCUAAUCUAGCGAACAAAAAUGGUGAAAUUCACAACUUCAUUGACAUGCUGAACCAUACAAUAAAAAAUGUUCAGGUAAACUCUUCUAAUGCAAUCAGUGAGUUGGAUGAAGAAUUUGAUGGUCUGUAUUCUCUACUGGAUGAGAUGAAGGGGAGUAUGGCCAGCACUAUUCAGCAAGAAGAGGCCCGUAAAGUUCAAGCUCUGCAGGAGCAGCUUAGCCAGUGUAGUAAUGCCCUAGAGAGUUCUGAAGAGCUGCUGGAACUUGCUGCGCAGUCAUUGGACAUAAAGGACCCUGUGGAAUUCUUGAAGGCUGCCAGACAGAUCAAAGAGAGAGUCACAAUGGCUUCAGCGUUCCGCAUCUCUCUGAAACCAACGGUCAGUGAUAGUAUGACUCAUUUGAUGGUGGACUUCACUCUGGAAAGGCGCCUUCUCCAGGCUGUAAAUUUUUUGCCAGUCCCUAAAGCUCCAGAGAUAGAUCUAGCAGCAUGUCUGGUUGCAGAUAACUGCAUAACAGUAUCAUGGAGAAUGCCUGAAGAUGAUGGCAGAAUUGAUCAUUUUGUACUAGAGUAUAGGAAAACCAAUUUUGGGCUUCCUCGAGUAAAAGAUGAACAGCCUUGGGAACUGAUAGACUACAUCAAAGCCACUGAAUAUACAUUAUCAGGUCUAAAAUUUGAUACAAAAUACGUGAACCUUAGAGUACAAGCUUGCAACAAAGCUGUGGCUGGGGAAUACUCCGAUCCUGUGACUCUGGAAACCAAAGCAUUUGUGUUCAGUUUGGACAGUACUUCAUCUCAUCUCAACUUGAAAGUUGAAGAUACCUAUGUUGAAUGGGAUCCUACUGGAGGCAAAGGCCAAGAAAAAGUAAAAGGGAAGGAAAAUAAAAGCGGUGGCCAGAAUCCUUUGCUGAAGAGCAAUAGAAGGUGUUCAUCUCUUAGAAGUGGUGGACCAUCUCCAAAGAGGACACCUGUUAACACAAGAUCCUCAGUGAGGGGCAGCAGAGAUCGUUUUACUGGUGAAUCAUAUACUGUGUUAGGAGACUCUGCUAUUGAAAGUGGACAGCAUUACUGGGAGGUGAGAGCCCAGAAGGACUGCAAAUCCUACAGCGUGGGAGUGACAUAUAGAAACCUGGGGAAAUUUGACCAGCUGGGAAAGACUAAUUCAAGCUGGUGCAUCCAUAUCAACAACUGGCUGCAAACCACAAUUUCAGCAAAACAUAAUAAUAAAACCAAAACUCUAGAUAUAACUGUUCCAGACAGAAUAGGAGUAUACUGCGACUUCGAUGGAGGUCAGCUCACAUUUUAUAAUGCAAACUCAAAGGAGCUGUUAUACACCUUCAGAACAAAGUUUACUCAACCGUUAUUACCAGGCUUUAUGAUCUGGUGUGGUGGGCUUACAGUGAGUACUGGAUUGCAGGUCCCAAGUGCUGUGAAAACGCUCCAGAAAGGUGAAAAUGUAUUGAGUGGCUCAACAGGCAGCCUGAACAAUACUGCCUAGUAAUGUCUGUCAAACACUUCUGUUGCUGAAUGUUUUUUUUUCUGUAGCUGCUACUCACAGAAGCUUGUGAGCAUUGGAUAAAACUGGGUUUGCUACCUACUGCUGUUUAAGGCCUGGGUACUGACAGUGCAAAGGUUUGGGGCUAAAGUGUUAGGAACCUACUGUGAAUCCAGACAGAAAACUAAACUGUUGCCUAUUUGAAAAAGAAGCAGAGAAAUCAAGAACUGUAACUAUGGACUUUUCUAUCACUGUAUUAAAGCAUUUUGUUAUGGAUUUUUAGUAUUAAUUCUGUUAUGAAUAUUAUUUUUCUAUGAAGAAUAUAACAGAUACCACUUUCUUAGCUCUCCUAACAUGACUUACUUGACAGUAUAUUUUAUUAUUACUGGGCUUCCCAUUAGAACCUGUGAUGUCAAACGUGUUUCAGAAGAGUAUUGAUUUGUUAGCCUAGCCUGGCAAAAUAUCAUGUCAGUAUGAUUUCAGAAGAAUAUUAUAAGAAUACUGUAAGAAGUUGUAGGCCUGAUAUGAAGAAAUAAAUCCUUCUGUUUUCCACGACUAACAUGUUUAACUAUCAUAUACUUAAAGUUUGGCUCCUAUUUAUCACAAGUUACAGAAAAUAUAAAAAUUUAAAGGCAUUUAAAAACAUUCUUAAGUCCUCAGUGAAGAUGCAUUCUGAUAGCCAGCCAUUGAGCUAGGAAGUAUUUCAGGUAAGAGGUUUAGAACCAGACGUCCAGAGCUUUUUAAAAACUACAGCAUGGUACUGCUGUCUCAGCAGCUCUUAAUUUUGGGUCAUCUCUUGCCUUUCCAGUUUUGUGGCAUUAUUCUGGUUGGAUUCUGAUAAUCAAUAGUUAACAUUGUUCAUCAGAUGUGAAUGACAAAUGAAAUCUUGUCUGCCAGUAGCAAAGCUGCAGUGCAGCUGAGGCUGGGAGCAAAGGUGCGAGAGCUUCAGUUUAAAUCUGUCUCCCUGGAGAAGAUGGGGAGGUAGGGCUAUUGCUAAAACAUCUUUCAGCUUUUUCUCAAGCCAGCUUCAAGACUGGCUAAGACUUCUCAAAAAGCUGUGUCAAUAUCAAAGCUGGCUUUGAGCGGAAGCAGCACUGGAUUCCUGGUGAUAGGGUAGUACCCUCUGAGGCCAGGCACACACUUUUGCUUCCCAUUUUGACUGCCUAGUGAGGAUUCAUGGAACUUUCUGGAUAACCAGAGAAGUCCAAAAAUUGCAAGAUUUCUUUAUCCAGCAGAAACGGAGCUUAUAUAUGUAGCUUCCCACUCUUAAUGUGCAAGCUUGUACCAUAUGCCAUGUAUAUGUGCCUAUGAGACUGGCUUUCAGAGGACCGUGUUCUAGAGGAUGUCUUUAUAACUUCCGACUUAAUGCCUUCCCCUUUUUUAAGGGCAAGGAAAAAGUGGAAAGUGAGCAAAUGCUUUGCUAGCUAACAUAUGAUCUACUUACCGAUCUGUGGUUAUACAUUUCUUUCAUGAAUCAAGUGAAAUGUUGAGCCUGGAUGUUCUAUUAUAUCAACUCCUAGUUGGAAGCUUAGUAAUGAUAGUUAAAUGAUUCAUAAUAGUGGAGGAGCUAAGAAAAAGUCAUGUCAUAUUCUUCAUGGAAAAUCUCAACUCUUCAAUGAGAGUUACUUGUGUAUUAUAGACUGUUUAAAUGUGCUUUCUUCCUUCUAAACAAGUCCAGGAGCCUUGAAAAAAUUUUGAGAUACACACUUGAAUCAACAGUUUCCUAACUGAAGUUUUUUUUUCUUAGUAUCGUCUGAAAACUGUUUCAAAUUCAUGCUGAUAGGGUCCAUAAUGAAUUGACUCCUUUCCUACAGCGCCCAAGUACUUUUUUUUUUUCUGUGUAUCUUCUAGUCUGUAAAAACAUAACCAUCUAAUCAUGUUAAAUCUUGUUAGUAUCAGUGGGUCCUUUUUGUCAAUUGAGAUUUCUCAAGAGGAGGAAAUUCCUUGAAACAACUCAUAAUAAAUUGGUUGUGAUGUUCAGUGGAAAACUUAAGAACAACAUUUAAGUUUACCUGCUCUAGAAAGUUUUGUUUCUCUUGAGAAAUCAUGAAGUUGGCAGAUGGUUGAGCCCUCUAAUGUUCAUUUCAUGUCUGGAACUUGAGCAUCUCUGAAUAUUUGCAUUGUGAUCAAAGUUAGCUGUAAUGUCUUUUGCAGAGGAAAGUCCAAAACAAUUCCCAGCUUAAAUGUACCUUCCUCUGCCAGUCUACUGUUCAGGGUCUUGAAGCAAAGCUACUGGAAGGUGACAUGGUUCUUAAAUGAACCGUGUCUGAAACUUUCACACAUUAUCUACAGAUGUUGUUACUAUCCAAAUAGUCUGUGUAGUAAUCUUAAAUAUUUCUUCCUUGUUUCUUCCCUUUUUACUGCAAUGAACACCUGACUGGGAGUUCUAGGGGCUCAGCUGCUACGAAUUCAGUGGUACGUGAGGGAGUGAUACUUGCAUGUUUGGGCCCUGGUGCUGUUUAGAGAGAGAAGGGUUAAGAUGGAUGCUUUGUGUUUUGAGACUUGUUCUAUUGAAGGACUGUGGUAAACAGACAUCAAAAUAGACUACUACCUGGUUACGCUGCCCAAUCAUCGGCUUAAUCUUGGGGUGUUCAGCUACAGUUCCUAUUUAAAUUUCCCUUUUUUGGAAAAAAAGGGAAUGUUUACAGUAAGUUAAUGUGUAGUGAGAAAGAACCAUGAGUCAUCUCCAGCCCUACGUAAAAGCAUUUAAAUUAUGAAGUUUUUUGGCAAGAUGUUGUGCAACCUACAAGGUAAAUUUGAUAUGCACAAUGUAAAAAUGUAAUUUUUCUUUAACACUUAGUUAGGAGAAAGCUUGAACUGUUUCAUACUGUGACUUGUGACUUGCAAGUUUUAUUUUAACUGACGUCCUAGAUGAACUUAACAUGUGACCUUUUACCCUUAAAGGAUGAAUUUGUUAUAUAAUAGUUUGCACAGAUGUCAAAUUUUUGCUGCUAACACUAGUCCAGUUGUUCUUAGUAAAUGGGGAUAUGAAGAAUUGCCUUAAGCACUUUAGAUUUUUUUAGACACUUUUUUUUUCUGAGCUAGUGUCUUCUGUCCAGUACCAAUAUAUUGGUGAUACUUUGUGGCAGUUGGUGCACACUGCUUGUACUUGCAGCUGGAGAGGGAUGCCUGCAGCCUGUGAAGUUACUUUUUCCUAGGGGGAAUCCGCUUCAGGGAUUGGAGGGGUGGUUCUUUGGCAUUGGAUUAGACCUUUUGAAGGUCUGUCCUUUCCCUCUGUAGUGUUAAAUAUAGUAAUACACCUGGUGACAACUGAAGAUGAUGGUGUUUGGUGGCUAGACAGGAACUUUCUUCUGUAUGACCAAAAUGAGGGUUUUCUUAAUUUAUUAUUUUUUUAAUACUGAUUACUGGUAGUCUGCUAAAGUAACUUCAGAAUAACUUGUGAGGAGAUGAAGGUUUUCCUUGAGUUCUGAAUACAUCACGAAACUGUAGCUUUCACUGUUCCUGUGGAAAGCUGUAUGAACUGCAGUAAGGGGAUGUUUAUUUCAGAAAGAGUGAUUUAAAGACAUCCAGGUGAUAGGUGCUUCUCCAAAUACCAAAUACGGAUGGCAGAGGGUGGCAGGUUUAUUUCUCUAGCCAUCCUCCAAGUAGAAAAAGCAGAGGCUGAUGUACCAAUCCUGUUUCUUCCCCGCCUCCUUGCACCCUCCCACGUUACUGCUCUUUCAUAGUAAGACUGAGGGAACUAACUGGAACUAACUAAUCUUUAUUCCGAUUUGCUCCCCGCCCCCCUCCACCUCCCAGCCUCACUUGAACGGGAACGGUCUGAGGGGGGGAAGCCAGGCCGUGGUUUCCCUGCGGGCCUGGCCCGGCUGCCUGCCCCUCCCUCAGGUGUCUGUCAGCGCCACCGAGCCCGCGGGCUACUCUGAUGUCUGUGACCGGUGUGUGUGAUGCCAACUUUUUGUAUUAAUACAGACAUUUCAAACCUGA